Colossoma macropomum (tambaqui) is the source of this 4142-nucleotide messenger RNA. RefSeq names its product armadillo repeat containing 1 (gene armc1). Bases 169 to 996 code for a protein of 275 amino acids. NCBI's taxonomy places the organism in Eukaryota, Metazoa, Chordata, Actinopteri, Characiformes, Serrasalmidae. Gene Ontology annotation, molecular function: protein binding; metal ion binding. The transcript has 7 exons. The record is from RefSeq and is a predicted model, not a curated record.
UCAUUUUUGUCAUUCGUCAUUGACACGCGUAUUUUAUUGUUGACAUUCAGUAACGUGCCCACGUAAAUCAUAUUCAACGGCUGUGUGGAUUCUCUGAAGACGUGAAGAUCAUCUAAGGAGAGUUUUGAGAGGCCCUCUUGUGUACAUGGCCCUAAGUGUGGUCACAUCAUGAGUGGGGAGCCAGAUGCCUUGGCUGUGGUCAACCAGCUAAGGGACUUAGCUGCUGACCCCCUGAACAGGCGAGCUAUUGUAGAAGACCAAGGCUGCUUACCAGGCCUUAUCCUAUUUCUUGACCACCCCAACCCACAAGUCGUCUACUCUGCAUUAUUGGCGGUACGCUACCUGGCAGAAUGCCGUGCCAACAGGGAGAAGCUGAAGGGCGAGUUGGGCAUGAUGCUGAGCCUGCAGAAUGUCAUGCAGAAGGGUACGUCGCCGGGAGAGACCAAGCUGUUGGCCUCAGAGAUCUAUGAGAUCCUGCAGAACUCCAGCAGUGUUGAAGCUGAGCAGGCGGAAGCAGCUGCCUCAUGCCGCCGUAAGGCCCAGUUCUUCCUGGGCUCCUCCAACAAGCGGGCCAAAACUGUGGUCCUGCAGAUCGAUGGUUUGGAUGACUCGAGUCGGAGGAGUCUCUGUGAGGAGGCUUUGCUGAAAAUCCGUGGAGUCAUCAGCUUUACCUUCCAGAUGGCUGUUAAGAGGUGUGUGGUCAGGAUCCGCUCUGACCUGAAGGCAGAGGCCCUGGGCUCAGCCAUUGCAUCAACCAAAGUGAUGAAAGCACAGCAGGUGGUGAAGGGAGAGGAUGGCUCUGAGGUGAUAAUCCCAUUCCAAGAAGAUUCCAGCAUGGUGGUCGAACAGAAUAUGGACUUGCCAGACUACCUGCCUGAGGACGAGAGUCCAGCUCAGGAGCAGCACAAGGCAGUGUCCAGGUUGGGUUCCAUGCAGGACGGUGUGGGCUGGCUAAGCACGGCCGCUAACUUCCUGUCCCGCUCCUUCUACUGGUGACGCACGGGCGCACAUCGUCCUCCCCCCACCCAGCCCAGCUCCCAUUGCUGCUGCCCCCCAGCGUGCUGGAUCGCCACGUGUAUCUCGCAAUAACCGUAACUGUCUCUGAAACGCAGAAACACUAUUGCAGACUGCUGCAAAACCGAAGUCCUCCUAAAGCUCACUUUAGCGCACGCAACACAAGAGACACUAAGCCAUAGAGCAACACAGACGGGUUUCAGAACGAGCGUGUCCUCUGUAGCUGCUCUCUCUUGCCCUCCUAUUUUUUCGUUCUUGGUCAGAAGACAGUUUCUAAGACGGUUUGCUCCAGUUUCUCCUCAUGGGUCCAUGUUUCUAAUACCAAACAGCAUUGAGUUUGUGUGUGGUUUUUGGAGAUUUCUUGGUGCUCGGUCAGAGUGCAGAAGCUUUCUGAGGAUGGGUCAGUUUUGUAUGAUGGAACUCUUCUGGUGCAUGAGGUUUGGGUGCUUUUUUUCUUUUUUGUUUGUGUUCUUUGCCCUUCAUCUCGGCUCUUGUGUAUUUUUAUCGUCUUUAUUCUCUUUUGCCAAUAAUUUGAUAAUCCUUUUUAAAUUCACUUUACCCCUUUUGGGGACUUUUUGAAGCAUGCUAAACUUUCGAUGCCUUUUUCAUCCUCUGAGUCCUUAUCCUUUUGGUGUGUGUGCCUUUGUAUUGCAGUUUGUGAUUCAUUUUGUGAUCCAUUUUCAACAACUUCUCUUUUUUGGAUCUUUUGGCGCUUUAUGUUCUGAGAUGCGAAAUCACUUGCUAUCAUUUCUUUACUCCUGAAUCUUUGGUCAUAUAGAGAACUGAUUGAGGGAAUGAACAGGAGAACCACCAGCAAUGGCUGCGAUAGUGCGUCAUUAAGCAAACCAGUGUAACCUAAUGACUAAUCUUAAUGCAUGCAGAAAAAGGGAAAUACGCAACAUGUCAUUGCUCUAUUUGGAAUACUAACCAUCUUUGGUUACGCUAUGUGCCAAGCACUGUAGUAACUUCUCUAAAGACUAACCUGUAGACAAGUACUGUAGAUCUGACCAUUGAUAAGUAGGACCAUUGAGUAGGAUGGCUUAACUCUCCUGUGUGACUUUUUUUCCUUUCUUUCUUUUUUUUUUUUAAAUCCCUUGCUCGUUCUCAUUGCUCAUGUCUUAUGUUUCCUUCAUCACAGACUACCUAUAGCAUAAAUACUGGUCAGUUCUAGUCCUCUUAGUUCUUGAAAUAACAUUUUAUUCAGUAUAGCUUCAAGCUUUGUUCAGGGCCUUGCUCGUUUUUGAGCUUCAUUGCCACCCCACUUGCCAAAUGCACGGUCAGUGCCUGUCAUUUCUGCAUGCUAACAGCAGCUCAAUACCCCUCUAUCUCUCCAGCCAACAGUGUCUUUUACAACUAGAAGCAGCCCAUCAACUGGCCACACAUAUCUCUGAGCAUUCCCACAAGAGAGGAAGGUGUUUCCGCUCAGGGGUCUGCCGAAGGUGGGUAAUUGGUGUUUGGCUGAGUCAUGUCCCCCCUGCUUAUCACAGCAUGAAAACAGUCUCCCAAGUAUAUUUAUAUUUAUCAUUGUCUUUAUUGGUAUUGCAUCACUUCCUGAUUGAAGUAUUUGCACGAAAGAGGAGCUCCAAAUUACUCUACACUUCUAGGAGGUGCCACUGGUUCCCUAAAGAACCUUUCAUUGGAUGGUUCUUUAAAGGAAUACUCCACUGUUUUUGAAUCUAAUCUCUCUAUCUGCUGUAUCUGUAGCAUAUAUUCAAUAACCACAGACCCACAAUUGGCCUCGCUCUCUGAGUGGGUAGGAUGGUCCUCCCUCUCCCUCAUCACUCAGCAUGAUGCUACCCGAUGCAGGUGUCUGUUAGCUUAUGUAACAGAACUUAGAGUUGUCCUCUGAGCAUGUUGAGCUGUCAAAUAAUGCUACAGAUCAUAAUAUUGUAAAAAUGUAGUGGCUGGCUUCACACCUGCUGGUGUGUGGUCAUGGGUGCUGUUUCUCCUCAAAUGAUGCACAAAACAUGUUUUGUGCUAUUAGCACCCCCUGCUGGAGAAACUCCACACUGCUACACGUGAGCAGUAAGUUCUAAAGCCACUAAAAUGUAUUAAUGAAGUUCUAAAAUGCUGAGAAUGCUGAGACGAUAUGUCACACUUUGGGUAAACCUCCAGCAGAGACAAUGAUCAUUUAUUGUAAUGUAGUUUAAUGACUUAUUAAUGCCUCAGAAUAAUAGCUUAAGCAGUUAAAGGGAAUAAAGCAUUAAUGUACAUAAUGUUGAAUAUUAUUUAGCAAGCUGUUUAAUUUAGUCCUCUAGUUCUGUUAGUUCUCUUUCAUUAAAAUUAUCACCAUGGAGGCAUCAUCGGCGUUGAUUCUAAAGUUUACCUUAAUUCAAAAACUUUAAUAAAAUUGCAAGUUACAUUAAAAAAAACUUUCAGUGCAGGAAAAAAUGUUAUUGUUGUCCCUGGUCAUCUACUGCAGCAGAUAGAAUAGGUUAAAAAAAUGCUGAAAUGUUCUUUUAAAGAACCAUCCACUGAAAGGUUCUUUAGGUAACUACGAGUUGUUCUUGUUUGGCAUUUCUCCAGAAAAACCCUUUUGGCACCUUCAUUUGUAAGAAUACAUUCUUUACUAGAGUCUGGCCUUUCCUUAGUAUAGCACCAUAGUACUUAGACAGGUCUUUCCAAUAAACCCCUUUUAAAUGACAUUAUUUGCAUUUUACUGCUUAAUUUAAGAUGAAUCUGCCUAUUGCAAAUUACAAUCUGUCCAUUGGAUUUGCAUUCAAGUGUUCGAGUCAUUAUGUGACUGUAAAUUUGACCAUCAUCAUUCAAAUGUUACAAUUAUGAACAAAGAGAAGAAAAAGGUCAUCAGUAUUAUAUUAAAGUGCAAAAUCGGGUCACUUUUUUCUUACGCACAAGUCCUGCGUCGACUCAUUUUGUUACAUCUGUCAUACUGUUGUGCUUGAGUUUUUAAAUCAUUUAGUUUCUUCCCGGUGAAAAAAUGUUUUGCUUUUAGAUUGACCCCAAGUGACUUCCAUGACUUCAGGAAGGCUGUUAGACUGUAGCAAAUCAUAGAUGUAGUAGCUUCUCAUGUAUAGUGUAUAUCUGCUGUUAUAUGUGUAAAGAAUUUCAGGUCACACAGAGUUGUUGCCUGUUCACAGUAAUGGCAGUUAUUAAAUAGAUUAAAAAUA